CAUUGAUUCACCCAAUCCGCUUUGCCGAUGAGCUACACAUCUCGUCUCUAGUUCAAGCUUCCUUCCUUUUCCGGGGAUGUCGUACAACCGAAAAAUGCCAUGCUCACGUUUGCAAUUAGUCCUAACCGGCUCGGAAGCUCCCCUGUUCUGGCCACCAACUGGCCUCGAUUGUGGCUUACCCCGCGUCGGUGAUUUCUUUGCUUGCAGAACCCGAGUCUUGAUUGGACAUAUUAUUUGAUUGACAAAUUUUAGCCUAUCUGGGUUGCUCAGGGUCAAAUGAUGGGCCAACAGCGACGCCAACAAGAUUCGACUCGGGAAGGUGAUAUACUCCGUAUGUGUCCUGAGAUCUACCUACUACCGAGUUCCUCCUUACCCGACCAGACGACCGAACAUCUUCCCCUGCGUGUCUGCUUGGGUCCCUGUAUUGGGGUCUGCCAAGGCCAAAACACACGAUACCAAGCUGGUAUUGGAUCUUUUUCACCAAGUUUUCGCAGUGUGUUGAUUGAUUCCAGCUCAUCACCAUCACCACGUACAUGCAGGCACCCCACCAAUAUCCUACCCCAUGUAGCGCGCCGCUGGCGGCCGGUCCCUGCUCCCGACUGGUCAGCUUGUCCUGUCGGCUACUCUCCACUUUCCCCUUUCUGCCAGGACCUCCCUCCAGAGCACAUCUCCUUUCUGGUGUGCUGAACCCGCAUCACGCACAGUUGCAUGGUAUACUGCGACGCUGCACCAUAGAAUUGGCAGUUCCCAAUUCGUCCCUGGGCGCUUCGAGUGCUUACCAUUGGCGGUUCUUACACACCAUCUUGUCGUCCUUGAAUGGUGUUGGUGGGGGCCAGGCCAAAAAGCUUGAGAAUGAAGCUUGAGUUGCAUAGAUACAGAGAUCGUCGCCCCCAAAAUGUGUACACAUAUCUCCCAGUCCCUUGCCCGAUAUCCUCGUCUGCAAGCCAUCCAUCCUUCUUAUUUACCCACAUUCUCUCGUUACAGACCUGUUUUGGUUUCCGACUUCUCUUCUCUUAGUAUACACAAUCCCUCAUGACUACAUACGCAUCUUAAUAUUAUAUUAUCUUUUAAACUGGCGACCAUUGCUGGCCACUGAUCGUCACUAUCGGCAAUCAUCACAAGCUUGAUCGUUGGGUAUCACAUCAAGAGCAAGGACCGAAGCUAUCUAUAAUCAUCUUCGUAUAAUCGACAAAAAGACAUCCAUUAGCCACCAAAACCCAGGCCCAGCAGAACACAAUGGCUUCCAGAAGAAGAGCAGCCUUUGCACUCACAGCACUGCUCAUUAUCCCAACUCACGUGUCCGCUUUGCAGGUGUCGCCAAACUCACCUUGUGCACCAGUUUGUCUUGACCGGGAGGAUCAGAACGUUUCAGACCCACAGUCAUCCGUCACUCGGCCUGUGGACAUAACUUGCAAGGAUGGCGACUACUCCAAGACGGCCACAGGGACCAAGUGGAAAAGGUGUAUGACUUGUCUUGAGAAAAGCAGUUUCUCUCAAGGCAGUGAGUCGGAUCAGGGUUGGUUCUUGUAUAACACGCGGUACAACUUCAACUACUGCGUCUUCGGAUACCCCAACAACACAGAGAUUGGUUCAAACCCAUGCCAGACAUCCCGAGCUUGCGGAGCCCUGAAAGACGCCUUAGUGGAUGGCAACAUGGACCCUGAAAAGUCAAGCGAGUAUGGGUACUGCAAUGCCGAUGGCAAUUCCAUGACGGGUGAAUUCUUCGACAAGUGUCUCACUUGUAUCGCCUCGUUCAGGGAUCAGGUAGUCGUCCGCAAUGGUCUCAUCGCCCUUGGGGCAGGCUGUCAGCAGCGGCCUGGGCCCGGCAAGAUCUUGGGCCUCAACGACACUAUAUUCGCGUCGACGCCGGUAGGCAUUCUCAACGGUGACGUAACAAACGAUAGCUCUCAUGCCCAGGGCGGAUCUACCACGCCGACCACCACGAUGAUCAUAGGUAUCGUCUCGGGAGUUCUUGUUGCAGGUGCAAUCGCGGGCAUUAUCUAUGUGUGCGUGCGCAAGCGCCGUGACGCCCGCCGUCGCGCCAACGCGGCUCAGCAAGGCUGGGACCCCGCGACUGGCUACCAUCUCUCGCACGGUGGGAAUGGUGACAAUGGCCCGAUUAGCCCUCUCUCCUUUCGCUGCCAAACGAACCUCUCCCCGACAGCGCCGCAGCCCUUCGACUUCAGCCCUGUGGAGCAGUAUAGCGACGACAAAUCACAACCGAGACAGUACAUCACAUCCACGUCACGUCAUCCACCCAACGUGUCACCGGUGGCUGAAAGUCCUGGGCAUUUUACGCAUGCGCAUUUCUCUCAAAUGCAGCAGUCGGAAAAGGAGGCACUGGGACUGCAUCAGCUGACGACAACGGCGCUGCCCGCGGCGCCCAGGAACACCCACUACUCCCCACACGCUGGGCCAGGCAUGAUGCGUGGCUCGCCCGUGUCUGCGACGCCAACCUCAGCCACGCAGCUCCUCCCGGGUGGCGGAGUAGCCAUGUACGUGCCCGCCGACUACGCCGGCACGUCGCCGAUUCACGUGCAACAACAGCAUCAGCCUGCCAUCUGGCAGCAACAGAGCUCGCCGCCACAGCAAUGGGGAUGGCCAGGCCAACCGACACAGCAGCCCCAGCAACCCCAGCAGCCGCAAUUUGAGUUUGAGUUUCCGCAGCAUCGACCGCACCAGUCGCCGCCGGCACCAAGCAAGAGCCCAAAGCUGCGACUGCAGAGGAAGGGAUCAAUGGAGAAGAGCUCGCAGGGGCUGAAGGAAAGCAUGGAAAUUCAGACUAGCUUUCCCGGGCCGCCUGGUAAGCGUUGAUUAGGGGAUGUGGAGCUGAACGGCUACGGAGUAUGCACAUCUGGACUUUUUGUUUUUCUUAUGUUUUGUGGCGGAGCCGGGGCUGGAAGUCGUUGUCUGUUCUAGAAUCUCAUUUGUCAAGUUCUUUUGUGACUUAGUCGGUUUGCGAGGCGUUUAGGCCAGAGGGGGAUACCUGAUGAUGGGGGAAUAUAGCGUGCGGGGUUUGUUGGGGGGACUGGGCGUUUGUGUGUGUGUCUUUUUUUUGUGUGGCAGUAUUCCCUCGAGUAGGCCAGUUAUAAUUUGUGUUCAAAUAACUAAACCAGAAUGUCUUGUGCAAUG
Molecule: messenger RNA, 3132 nt
Organism: Pyricularia oryzae 70-15
Lineage: Eukaryota; Fungi; Ascomycota; Sordariomycetes; Magnaporthales; Pyriculariaceae
Exons: 2
Coding region: 1237-2814 (525 amino acids)
Source: RefSeq, a predicted model, not a curated record